CUUGUAAUGCGUAACCUCUGAACGCGAUAAUGUUAUCGCCGUGUGAAAUAAUAUCUUUCUGCACUUUGAAAGCGGAGUUGCGUGAUGGAAGACGAAAUGAGGAACGCUCCAUCACAUAACUUCAAGGCUUACCUUCCACAGAUCUACGCCACUCUGGUGAUCUGUUUCGUGUACAUGUCAGUUGGAGUUGGGGUGGUUUACUCGGCGGUUCUUGUUCCGCAGCUGAAAGAUGGUGUACACGCGCUCCACGUUACGGACACCGAGCAGUUGUGGAUAGUGAAUUGCAUAAGUCUGGUCAUUCCGCUACUGUCGGUCCUUACCGGUUUGGUCACGGAUAAAUGUGGGCGGCUUUGCGUGCUGAAACUCACGGUGGUGCCUCACGUUGUCGGCUGGGUCACUAUUGCUUUAGCAAAAACCAGCGCAAUCGUUAUGGUUGGACGAGUAAUAACUGGACUGAGCAUAGCCUUUCAAAUGGGACCUUGCUUUGUUUACAUCUCCGAGAUUAGCACUCCCAAAAUUCGAGGAGCACUACUAGCAAUGCCGGUUGUAUUCUUCGGGAUAGGAUCACUUCUGACAAACCUCAACGGAUACCUUGCGUCUUGGAGAAUGGUAGCCUGGUUCUCAUGCUCUUACGGUGUGGUAGCGAACAGCCUGUUGUACACUCUUCCAAACAGUCCCUCGUGGUUAGUAUCGCGAAACCACAUCGAUGAAGCCAAAAAGUCCUUGACAUGGCUUAACAAGUAUCUGACCAACGAUCCAAUCCAACUGGAACAGUUGGUAGAGCAUGAAGUGUCGAAGAUGGGAAACGAACAGGAGCACAAUAAAGCGACCAAUACACUCCAAAUGGUUUGUCUUCCAAUUGUAUACAAACCUCUUAUAAUUUUAACCAUGGUUCUACUCUUCCAACAAUUCUCUGGUGUAAACGUUCUUCUGAUGAAUACUGUCAUCUUCUUUGACAAGAUCGGCACCAAACUGGAUCCUUACUUAGCCUCAAACUACUUGGCAAUAGUACGUCUGGGCAUGACGGUACUCUCGGUAUGGCUUAUGAAAAAGUACGGCCGACGCCCACUACUGAUGAUCAGUUUCUUCGGAAUGGCUGUGUCGAUGGGAAUUUCUGGGCUGUAUACCAAGUGGAUUGCCGACGGCGUCACCGAAUACCUGCAGGUGCCGUUAUAUAUGCUGGUCAUAUAUACCAUAAGCACCACGUGUGUAAUGAGCAUACCUUUCUCGCUCUGUGGAGAAAUCUUCCCUCUUCGCGUGCGUGGAAUUGCCUCGAACACUGCGUUGGGACUUCUCUUCGUAUUUUCUUUCGCCUCCGUGUCCAGCUACCAAGGUAUGCUAACCGCGCUCGGCGGCUUGCACAAUCUUCAGUAUUUUUACUCGGUCAUGGCAUCGGCCGGCGUUGCGUUCACGUUUCUAUUCGUACCGGAAACGUUAAACAAGAGACUGUCCGAGAUUGAACCUUUCUUCUGGACGCAUACGCUAGCGAUUACAAAACAACAAAAAACGCCGACCUCUAGCAUGAGCGUUUAAAUUAAGGGCUACUACGGUAGCUAAUGAGCGUUGUUUGUAUGCGAAAUAAAUGCUCGAAUCAUU
Messenger RNA from Photinus pyralis (common eastern firefly), 1596 nucleotides. RefSeq names its product facilitated trehalose transporter Tret1-like. Gene Ontology annotation, cellular component: membrane. NCBI's taxonomy places the organism in Eukaryota, Metazoa, Arthropoda, Insecta, Coleoptera, Lampyridae. Gene Ontology annotation, molecular function: transmembrane transporter activity. Gene Ontology annotation, biological process: transmembrane transport. Bases 85 to 1533 code for a protein of 482 amino acids. The record is from RefSeq and is a predicted model, not a curated record. The transcript is spliced from 6 exons.